AUGAAAACUUAGUCUGUAUUUACUUAUUCCCUUCACACAGUCAAAGAUUCCUGUCAUUUUAAAUUUAUUAAGACAAUUCAACAAAAACAUAAACAUUCGUUUAGUGACCUCUUUUCAAAUAAUCCAUUAGAACAGAGCAACAAAUAAAAGAUAAGAAGAAAGAGUUGUUAUUGUAAUGAAUGUGGUAGAAUAAGUACAUUCCAAUACAAAUUUAUGAAUCUCAAACAUCAAUUGCACCAAAAUAGAAAUCAAAGUUAUACUCUACAUUCUUCAAAAGAACAUUUGCCAAACUAAAAUAAAUUCUCUAUUUAGCUUCCAAAUAUUCAACAUAUUCGCAAAAGUUAGAGCUCUUUUCGUAUAAGUAGAAAAUCAUUAUUAAAUGAAAAAUCUGAAGAACAAAGAUCUCCACUCAUGCUAUAUGACUCUUUCAUUUGCAAGAUCUUCAAUUAGUACAACCUAGAAAUUAUUGGAGGAAACUGUUUAGAAAAAUAAAACUUUGAGACCUAGUGUUUUUCAUUCUAAUGA
Molecule: messenger RNA, 525 nt
Organism: Paramecium tetraurelia
Lineage: Eukaryota; Ciliophora; Oligohymenophorea; Peniculida; Parameciidae
Exons: 2
Source: RefSeq, a predicted model, not a curated record